AUGCUGUUUGACUAUCGUAAACUGCAGGGAUAUAAAAAGGGUCUGAUAUCCAUUCUUUUCUUUCAGGCAUUGGGUACUGGAUUUGCAUCGUUUGCUCAACCAGUAUUUCAGAGGUGCAUUACCAUCAUCCAGUCGCAACAAUUGGCGAAGGUUGAUCCUGCUUCAGCUGGAUUACAAUAUGACCGAGAAUUUAUUGUUUGUUCUUUGGACCUGCUGUCUGGACUUGCUGAAGGUCUUGGCACUAGUUUUGAGAGUUUGGUUUCACAAGGUAAUUUAAGGGAUUUGCUGCUGCAAUGUUGCUUGGAUGAUGCACCUGAUGUUCGGCAGAGUGCCUUUGCUUUGCUUGGUGACCUUGCAAGGGUUUGUUCCAUUCAUUUGCGGCCUCGGUUGACGGAAUUUCUUGAUGUUGCCACUAAGCAACUGGACACUUCCAAGCUGAAGGAAACCAUUUCUGUGGCCAACAACGCCUGUUGGGCGAUUGGUGAAUUAGCAAUCAAGGUUCAGAAAGAGAUAUCUCCAGUAGUCCUGUCUGUCGUCUCGUGCUUAGUACCAAUCCUUCAACAUGCUGAGGGUCUCAACAAGUCACUGAUAGAAAACAGUGCAAUCACCCUUGGAAGACUUGCAUGGGUUUGUCCGGAGCUUGUGUCACCGCAUAUGGAGCAUUUUAUGCAAGCAUGGUGCUUUGCCCUGUCUAUGAUACGUGAUGAUAUUGAGAAGGAGGAUGCCUUUCAUGGUUUAUGUGCAAUGGUUAAGGCAAAUCCAUCAGGUGCAAUGAAUUCACUUGUCUUUAUGUGUAAAGCCAUUGCAAGUUGGCAUGAGAUAAGAAGCGAAGAUUUACACAAAGAAAUCUGUCUGGUUCUGCAAGGAUAUAAGCAAAUGCUCAAGGAUGGUGCUUGGGAACAGUUCAUGUCAGCUUUGGAGCCCUCAGUGAAGGACAAGUUGUUAAAGUAUCAAGUUUAAUUUCUUAUUGACAGAGAAUGUCUUCCAAGUUCCAAUGCUUGUUGUCAUGGCUAUAUUAUACUUCAGAUCUAUGGAUCUAUUGGCUUCGUGUUCGUUUGAGUAUUAGCAUUAUCUGAUUGUUGUUGAGCCGUGCAUGUGGAGCAAGACAAAGUUUUGGGUUCAAUUUCCUCCAUGGAACAUUCUCAUUGAAGAUUGAAGCUAUUCAUAUUCUUUUGAAGCUUCAGUUGCUCUGGUUUUGGGCACAGCAGUUAUCCCGGAAGCUGAGGUUCAUCAUAUUAAGUGUACAGGUGUGCUUUGUUACAAUUGCAUUUUAUUUUUUGUGUCUGUCCUGAAUCUAUUGAAGGGGGUGAUCCUAAGUUCUUGGGUAAUUGGGUUUGAUAAUUUCUUCUCGGGUUAAGGAGCAAUUUUUCUUAUUUUUAACUUUACAAUUGUAAGGUUCCAUUUGGUGGUUUAAGUCUACAUAGCAUGUCUGAGAAUUUGUUUAUUUACCUUUUCUUCUGGAGGAUAGGACUAGAUGGUCUGUUGGGAGGUCGAAUGAGGUAAGCAAUAAUAAUAGUCUGUACUUUGUGGUUUAUUGGUGGGGGUUUACAUAUACGUACCUUUGAAAGGAAUUAUUGUAACAUUUUUAUCCUGCGAUAAUGUCUUCAAUUCCCCGUCUAUAGAAAAUAUGAAAAAUAUUCGAUAGUUAUGAUUCGAACGAAAAUGCCAAAGUGACAUUGUAUUCAAAGAUGCUUUAUUGAAGAUUCUGAGUGUAAAUGUUCGAUUGAGUUU
Molecule: messenger RNA, 1731 nt
Organism: Nicotiana tabacum (common tobacco)
Lineage: Eukaryota; Viridiplantae; Streptophyta; Magnoliopsida; Solanales; Solanaceae
Source: RefSeq, a predicted model, not a curated record